This is a messenger RNA of Ylistrum balloti, 2148 nucleotides long. RefSeq names its product kxDL motif-containing protein 1-like. Lineage: Eukaryota; Metazoa; Mollusca; Bivalvia; Pectinida; Pectinidae. Bases 1 to 459 code for a protein of 152 amino acids. Gene Ontology annotation, cellular component: BORC complex. Gene Ontology annotation, biological process: lysosome localization. The transcript has 4 exons. The record is from RefSeq and is a predicted model, not a curated record.
AUGGAAACUGAAAGUGAAGGUUUAUCCCGAAUCUCUGACGAUGAAGGAUGCUGUCCGUCCUCUGUAGCAUUCACCGAAGCCUUAAUGGAACAAAUUAAGGGAGCUGACGUGGCAGCUAUGGUAGAACUACAACGAGACAUGCUAUCCAGAUAUGAGAAAACAAACGAAAUGCUUAUCAACUUUAACAUGUUGUCCUCCACACGAUUUGAUGCUACUAGUCAGGCAUUCAGGUCACACACUCUGUUGCUAUAUGAUAUGAAGAAAGACCUAGAUGCUGUCUUCAGACGAAUCAGAUCUUUAAAACAAAGACUGAGUAAGAUGUAUCCUGAAGCUUUUUCAGCCUGUAGUGACGUAUAUAAUGUUUUAGAAGAUGGAGAGGAAGAAUUUAAACAACCGAAUGAUGACGAAAAAAAAGAGGAAAGAGAUGAAAAUGAUUCAGCAGAAGAUAAUGGUGGAUAAACAAUUUGCAAUAUUAGAUAUCGAAUAUAGUUUUAUUACAGAAAAAUGUUAGAAUAGAUCCAAUGAAUUAAUAUUAAGUCCUUGUACAACGCAACUCGCCCUGCUCAGGGCUCCAUUGUAGACUGUAUUGUCGUGAUCUUGUUUUGUGGGUACUUUUGUUAGUUGUUGAGUUAAUCCAUUAUGAAUUGAUAUCAUUCCUAACUGCUCUUAAUUGUAUUUCAUUUAAUUAUUGCUUUGAAUUUGUUUACUUCUGAAGGGAUCAGAAUUAGAAUUCUGGAGAUGUCCAGUUUGAAAUCUUCCAAAAAACUAGAGAUUGUUCAUUAUGUUGAUUAAAUUCAAUCAUGUUUAUGUUUAAACAUUUUAAUACAUGUACUACCUAUGUACUGAAAUGAAGUUUGUUUAAAAAAAAAGACAUUUAAUUUCCCCAUCAACUGUCAGGGUCAUUUUGAAUUGAGGUCUCCUUGUGGUAGCUGAUGGCUCCCUUACUGAACAACAUAUGAGAGGUCUGUCACACGCCAUCAAGCACUAUUGGAGUAAAGUGUUGUGCCAAAGAACACAACCAUGACAGCACAGGACAAUUUAAUUUUUCAGCUUCCACAGAAACACAAAUCAGAUUAUGUUGGUGUGAAGAAAAAGUAAUAUGUAUAUCAAAAGUGUUACUGUGUUGUAUAUAAAUAUCAAAAAAGAGCAUUUUAGAUAGAAAUAUGUUGUUUUGUUUAUUUUUUUUUCUAUUUAUAUGUAUGGUAUACAUUUAGAAAGAAUAAUUGAUUUUAUGAUGUGUAAUGACACUACAUCCCCUGUCCGUUGUCUAUCCAUCAUCUGUCAAAAAUUCUUGUGCAAGAUGGAUCUUUCUCAAAUUACAUAUGUAGGUUCUCCGUAGUCCCUAUUUGUGACCAUGUGACAGGAAGUUAUGUUAUAUUUUGAUUAUGAAUGUUCAUCAUUACUAUUUCUUGAGAAGUAUUGCGUAUCCUUUUUUCUAAAUAGUUCCUUCAUGUGUUAUCCUUGGUCUGUAUACCUGCCAUGCUGAAUUUUUGGAAUGAUGAGAGAAAUAGAAUGGACAAUCAUUGAUUUUUUGACAUUUAUAGAUUGUUAUCCUGAUUUGUUAAGUGGAAAUAUCAAAUCACAUGUAAUUCAGAGCAAAAGCAAACGAAAGAAUAGAAAAGAAAGGGAAAGGUCCAACGUUUACGGAACUUUUGAAGACAAAGCAAAAGAGGGUGCCAGGAACUUUCUAGGAGCCCUUUUCUUUUUUGUGUCCUAAAGGUUUACAAGUGUGUCAGAAUAUCUGCAUUGUGUGUAAAGUAAAAAUGUGUAUUAUAAUAGUUAUAUGUUGAAGAUGUAAAUGUACAGUAAUACAUCUUGAUACUUAAAUGUGUAUUAAGAUGAAAAUGUAUGCCUAAACACAAAAAUGUUCAUCAUGUAUCUUAGAAACAUCCUGAUACAAUCUUAAUCAGAAUAUCUGUACAUGUAUCUUAAGAUGUAAAUGUGUCUGAAUAUCUGUACAUGCAUCUUAAGAUGUAAAUGUGUCUGAAUAUCUGUACAUGCAUCUUAAGAUGUAAAUGUGUCUGAAUAUCUGUACAUGCAUCUUAAGAUGUAAAUGUGUCUGAAUAUCUGUAAAUGCAUCUUAAGAUAUAAAUGUGUUUGAAUAUCUGUACAUGCAUCUUAAGAUGUAAAUGUGUCUGAAUAUCUGUA